AUGCAGUUAGUUCCUACAGCUACGUGGCACCAUGUUUCAGGUAAGAGCAAUCCUGCUGACGUAGCCUCUAGAGGCGUUUGUCCCGCUCAGUUACUGGAGCAUUCGUUGUGGUUCCAAGGACCUCUUGAGAUUCAUCAGCUAUCCACAGAGUAUCCUGUUUUUACUUCAAAUAAAAAUUAUGAAGUUCCUAGCGAAGCUUCUGAUGCUGUCUCUCAUCAUCAAAGUGCUAAACCUGAAACUUGGGAUCUUUAUUAUCGAUAUUCAACUCUAGAAAAGCUUUUAACAAUUACUGCCUAUUGCCUUAGAUUUAUUUAUAAGCUGUAUGUUUGCAUCUUUAAUAAGUCUCAAUUAGAUUUUUUCAAUUUAAGCGUCAUAAUAAAUAGUUUCAGUGCGUGCCCUACUGUUCCUGAACUUUAUAAUGCUAAACUCCUGAUGGUUCAUUUGCAUCAAUUGAUUCAUUUUACAGCUGAAUUUCAUUUGCUCAAUUCAGUCACUCAUUCUGUCGAUAAAGUUAAGCUCAAACUUCCGUCAAAUAGUUCGUUGAUCCCGUUAAAACCGUUAGUCAAAAAUCAACUUAUUAGAGUGGGGGGUCGUUUGAGUAAUUCGUUGCUGCCAUUUGAAACUAAGCAUCCUUUAGUGUUGGUGGCUCGCGAUCACUUUACUGAAUUGGUCAUAAACUAUGCUCAUAAGAUCACCUUGCAUGGCGGUCCUAAACUUACUUUCAGUACUAUUCAUCGGGAGUUUUGGAUCAUCAGGGGACGACAGAGGAUUCGUUCAGCUCUUGUAAAUUGUAUCACUUGUAGACGGUACUCUGGUCCUACCUUAACUCAACAAAUGACAGAUUUACCAAGUGCUCGAGUUCAACCUGUACCCGCAUUCUUAAAGACUGGAGUGGAUUAUGCUGGUCCAUUUUUAGUCAAGUUAUCUAGGUCUAGAGGUACAGGUACUACCAAAGGUUACGUAGCCGUUUUCACUUGUAUGUGUACCAGGGCUGUUCAUUUAGAAAUAGUAGAAGAUUGUAGUUCUGACGCCUUUAUUGCUGCCUUCCAGCGUUUCAUUUCUCGUCGAGGCCAUUGCUCCAAUCUGUAUAGUGAUCGUGGUACUAAUUUUGUGGGUGCUGAUAUUGAAUUGCGUAGAAGGUGGUACGAAUUUAAGGAGUCUAAAUCUUUUCAGUAUCAAAUAAGUUCCUUGAAAACUCAAUGGCAUUUUAACCCUCCCGCUGCUCUGAACUUUGGUGGAGUCUGGGAAUCAGUUGUAAAGUUGAUGAAGAAUCAUCUUCGGCGAGUAGUUGGUAAUCAGAUUUUAACGUUUGUCGAAUACUCCACAUUGCUUUGUAAAGUCGAAGUUUGUAUGAAUUCGCGACCUCUAUCUCCUUUAAGAGAUGAUCCUAGUGAUUUAGACGUUUUGACCCCUGCCCAUCUGCUUAAUCUAAAGCCAGUGACUCUGCUACCGGAGCUAGAUUAUACUGAUGUUAAAAUUUCAUGUUUGCAACGUUGGAAGUUAAUAACUUUCUCAGCAUUUUUGGCGUCGUUGGCAUCAGGGGUAUCUAACGAAUUUGCAAAGUAG
Molecule: messenger RNA, 1566 nt
Organism: Copidosoma floridanum
Lineage: Eukaryota; Metazoa; Arthropoda; Insecta; Hymenoptera; Encyrtidae
Molecular function (GO): nucleic acid binding
Source: RefSeq, a predicted model, not a curated record